Molecule: messenger RNA, 1327 nt
Organism: Misgurnus anguillicaudatus (oriental weatherfish)
Lineage: Eukaryota; Metazoa; Chordata; Actinopteri; Cypriniformes; Cobitidae
Gene: ccn4a
Product: cellular communication network factor 4a
Biological process (GO): cell adhesion; signal transduction; positive regulation of cell differentiation
Cellular component (GO): extracellular region; extracellular matrix
Molecular function (GO): integrin binding; heparin binding
Source: RefSeq, a predicted model, not a curated record
UUUAAGACCACCGCAGCAGAGCGCGCGCGUGUGUGUCUGAUUGUCAUUUAACAGCAAUGAAUGGACCCUGCUGGCGUAUAGACGAUUUUUAAAUCAUCGUCAGGUUCUGGAUUCAAUGUAUUUAUCGCUCGGAAUCAGUGAUGGUUUGGCUCCUGAUGUGGGUUCUAUUAGUUACCGGCGUACCUCAGAUUCAGUGGGCUUUUGCACAGGAUUCCUCUUAUAUGCUAUUCAACACCGAGCCUGGCGCACUGGAGCCCUAUAACCGCACCCAGUACUGCCAAUGGCCCUGUAAAUGCCCUAAAACUCCCCCCACCUGUCCACCAGGUGUUAGCUUGAUCAUGGACGGCUGUGAAUGCUGCAGAGCUUGUGCCAAACAGUGGGGGGAGAUUUGCAAUGAGAAAGACAACUGUGACCAUCAUCGUGGUCUUUAUUGUGAUUACAGCGCUGACAAGCCGAGGUACGAAAAAGGAGUUUGUGCAUAUCUGUCAGGCACAGGCUGCGAGCACAAUGGUGUAAUCUAUCGCAAUGGCCAGAGCUUCCAGCCCAAUUGCAAAUACCAGUGUCUCUGUAUAAAUGGAGCGAUUGGCUGCAUCUCACUGUGUAAUGAGUCUCAGCCUCCGAGAGUGUGGUGUCAGAACCCAAAGCAGGUUAAAAUCCCCGGCCGCUGCUGUGAACUGUGGAUCUGUGAUAAGUCCAGGAGGGGGCGCAAGACAGCACCACGACACACAAUGGCUGCUCUUUCAAGUGGAAAAGAUGACUUGCAUAAGAACUGUGUGAUCCAGUCCAACUCCUGGAGUCCCUGCUCAAAGACCUGCGGCCGUGGACUGUCUACACGCAUUACUAACAAAAACAAGCAGUGUCAGAUGAUGACAGAGAACAGACUAUGUAACAUUCGGCCUUGUGAAGUGGACAUCACAAAGCACAUCAAGCCUGGAAAGAAGUGCUUGAACAUCUACAAGGAAGAGCAUCCACACAACUUCACCAUCUCAGGCUGUACCAGUACAAAGUCUUACAAGCCCAAAUACUGUGGAGUCUGUACAGAUGAACGCUGCUGCAUCCCCUAUAAAUCUAAGACUGUGGAGGUUGAGUUUCAGUGCCCUAACAGAACUGGUUUCACCUGGCACGUCAUGUGGAUUAAUGCCUGUUUUUGCAACCUGAGCUGCAGGAACCCUAAUGACAUUUUCACAGAUCUAGAAGAGUACUAUGACAAACGUGAGAUUGUGAAAUGAAAGAGUUGCACACCGUAUUUAUUUGACAAACAUGGAUAAGGUCAUGUCAUUACUUCAAUAAAUCUAAAUGAAUCUUUAUUUAACCAAUAUGGAAAAGA